This is a messenger RNA of Aspergillus glaucus CBS 516.65, 2293 nucleotides long. RefSeq lists its product as uncharacterized. The record is from RefSeq and is a predicted model, not a curated record. Gene Ontology annotation, molecular function: hydroxyacylglutathione hydrolase activity; endonuclease activity. Gene Ontology annotation, cellular component: Las1 complex. The transcript is spliced from 12 exons. Bases 45 to 2051 code for a protein of 668 amino acids. Gene Ontology annotation, biological process: rRNA processing. Lineage: Eukaryota; Fungi; Ascomycota; Eurotiomycetes; Eurotiales; Aspergillaceae.
GGGUUGUAGAUACAUAAUUCUAUUUAUUUCCGUAUAAAAGAAGCAUGGCAAAAGUCGUCUUCACACCCUGGAAAACCCAGGCUCAAUUGCUCGCGGUGCGAGACCAAUUCUAUCCCCCGCCGUCCUAUGAUGGACCGGAUUUGCGCUCUCAGGCUUGCGCAAAGGUGUCGAUCUGGAAACUACGAGGAAGCCUUCCUCAUCCCGUCGAAGCAACGGCGUUAUUAACAGAUGCGAUUCUGCACGACGAUGCCGGGAAAAAUUCUGUCUUUUCUAUUCGCGCGACCUAUGCUGCUGCUUUUUGCCGAUUCGUGACCGGCCUUGUCGACGCUAAGAUCCCUGGCAUGAGAAAAACCAUGUUCCAGAGGGCCAUUGACCUCGGUCUUCCGGCUUCGUUUGUAGAGUUGCGGCACGAGGCUACACAUCGCGAACUUCCUUCGUUGAUUGUGCUCCGGAAUGCCACUCAGCGAUCUCUGGAGUGGUUGUGGGAUUAUUACUGGGCCAAGGUUGAUCUGCAUGCCACUGCUACUCCUCCGGUUUCAGCCCCGGUUCCAGCUGAUGCUGAGGAGAAUGGUGGCGAUGACCUAGGAGUCAAGGAGAGUAUUCGGGAUACAUUGAGUCCGUUGGCGAAGGGUGAAGAAGGUGAAGAACAGCAACCACCGAGGAAGAAACGCAAGGCUCAGUACCAGACUACUGCCGCGACACAGCUGGUGUCGAUAUGUAAGGCUUCGCGGAAGGGGGCUGUUGUUCUGUCGAGAGUGCUGUUGGAUGAGUCGGUGUUAGUCCCUGCUGGACGGAGGCUAGGAGACUCAUUACACGACACCUUUAUCAAAUGGGAGCAUCUCCUGCAAAUGAUCACGGAGAGCCAUUCUGCAUUCUUAUCAACCCUAACGGAGGAAAUGGUUAACGAUCUUGCAUUCUCGACGCAAACUAAAGAUACCAAAAAUAACGCUUACCACGAAGCAAUCUACACCUGGUUGGACCACAUCCUACGCUCGACCGAGUGGAAGUCCAGCAGACGGUUGCUUUCGUUCAGCUACCUCCUUGCUGCGUGCGAGGCAAACCCGAACCAUUGGACUGAUACGCUGAAGAAGGUUCUGUUCAAGGAGGAGGCGAAGAGGACUAAGGGAGCUGUUUCUGUGUCGACGCAGACGCAGACGCAGACUGAGGCAAUGAUUGUAGAUGGGAAUGCAGAUGCAGAUGCGGGCGCGCUGCGGGAGCUAGGGUGGGAAUCAUUGGAGUUGUGGGAUAGUCGGCCAUUGGUAUAUGCGAGUUCUCCAUGCGAACGAUAUAUCCUGCAGGCUGAGCCCCGGACCGGAAAGGGCAAUAACUAUGCCUAUCUGGUGACCGACGAACCGACAAAACAUUCCGUGAUUAUUGAUCCUGCCAAUCCGCCAGAAGUUGCGCCGGUGCUGAAUUCGCAGAUCAAAAACGGGACGAUCAAUCUUACUGCCAUUGUGAACACUCAUCAUCACUGGGAUCAUGCCGGCGGGAAUAAGGAGAUUCUUAAACAAUUCGGUACACUCCCUGUCAUCGGAGGAAAGGAUAGCGCAUCCGUGACGACGACUCCCAAGCAUGGUGAGACAUUUAAGAUCGGCGAGCGGAUUACGGUCAAGGCUCUCCACACCCCCUGCCACACUCAGGAUAGCAUCUGUUACUUUAUGGAGGAUGGUGAUCAGCGGGUGGUGUUCACAGGGGAUACCCUUUUUAUUGGAGGAUGCGGCCGUUUCUUCGAAGGAAAUGCCCAGGAGAUGCACAAGGCGUUGAACGAGACUCUCGCUGCGUUGCCGGAUGACACCAAGGUCUACCCCGGUCACGAGUACACAAAAGGAAAUGUCAAGUUCUGCAUGGCCGUUUCGGAGUCCGAGCCAAUCAAGAAGCUGCAGACAUUUGCGGCGCAGAACCAGCAGACGCAGGGCAAGUUUACCAUUGGUGAUGAGAAGUUGCACAAUGUUUUCAUGCGUGUCGAUGACCCCGAGAUUCAGAAAAAGACUAAGAAGACGAAUCCAGUGGAUGUGAUGACGGCUUUGAGAGAGAUGAAGAAUGCUAUGUAGGUUACAUAUUGUAUAUUAGUGUGAUAAUCGCAUGUGAGUUCCCAGGUGAAUGUUUAGCCUCGUUAUUUGAUAAACGUAUCAGUGGAUAUGAUGUUAUUCUGUAUGAUCUUCUGAGGUGCAUUUGAGUUGGACGGUACUUCGUCUCCCUAUCAUCGUCUUUCUAUUUACAUUUUGACCUAAGAAAAUGUUUAAACAUCCGAUAAGCAUGUAUAGGGAGUGUAUCUAGACCCCAGUGUCCUCUU